This is a messenger RNA of Leptopilina boulardi, 5239 nucleotides long. RefSeq names its product protein toll-like. Bases 117 to 2168 code for a protein of 683 amino acids. Gene Ontology annotation, molecular function: protein binding. NCBI's taxonomy places the organism in Eukaryota, Metazoa, Arthropoda, Insecta, Hymenoptera, Figitidae. The record is from RefSeq and is a predicted model, not a curated record. The transcript has 5 exons.
AAAAAUUUUUGACUAUUUUUCGUAUUACGAAUAAAACGAUUGUCUUUCUAUUCUUAUUAAAGUUUGUUCAGAAAUAAAACCAACUAAAAAAAAAACUCAAAAAUCAGUAAAAUACAAUGAAGAAUUUUUUGAGACUGCUCUCAGUCUUUCUGAUAGUAACAAUUGUUACUUCAUACAUUUGCCCCGAAAAAUAUAGAAAAAAUUGCAAUUGUAAAAAAAUUGAUAAUACAAUUAUACAAUUCUCAUGUAUUCAUCCCUCAGUCACUAUAAAUGAAAUCAAUCCUCAACUAUAUGUAAAUUCUAUUGAAACUUUAGAAUUUACCAUAAAAUGCAUAAAUUCAAUUAGUUUAAACAAUUUUAAUAAUGACAUUAAUUUUGGAAAAUUAUAUUUAACAACUAUUGUUCAAGACAAUUGUAUUAUUAUCAAAAAUGCAGAUGCACAGAAAAUUAAAGAACUAAAUGUUGCCGAUUAUAUUCAAAAAAUUAAUUAUUUAGAAUAUCCUAAAAAUAAUAAUAAUAAUAAUAAUAAUAAUAAUAAUAAUAAUAAUAAUAAUAACAAUCCAUAUAAAUAUGUAUAUUCACAGCCUGAAUUAAAAAUUAUAGGCCUAACAUUUUUACGAAUAGUGCCUGAAAGAUUUUUAGAAAGUGUUCUUAACACUUUAUAUUUAACGAUAAAAAAAUGUUCUUUUGAAAUAAUUAAUGAAAAUGCAUUUAGUCAUUUAACGACAAUAUUAAAAUUGGAUUUGUCGGAGAAUAAAUUAAAGUAUAUUCAUCCUAGAACAUUCAAUACUUUAACUAAACUAACUGAUCUUGAUCUCAGUGACAAUCAAUUGGAAAUUCUUGAUGAUAAUAUUUUUCAAAAUUUAAAACAACUUAAUAAACUGAAUCUUCAACGAAAUAAACUCACAACAAUAUCAGAAUUCUUCUUAAACAAACUACACAAUUUGAUAGUAUUUAAUGCAGCUGACAAUUCAAUAGAUACAAUUCAUAGAAAUGCAUUUAUAAAUUUAUUAAAGUUAGAACGAAUAAGUCUUGCAAACAAUAAUAUGACAGAUAUUUCAUCUUUAAGUAAAAAGACUAAAAUAUCAAAUAUUGCCGCAUUUUGGAAUAAUUAUUCAGUAUUUUUUCCCUGUAAUAAUCUAAUAGAAUUGGAUCUUUCCUUCAAUAAAAUUGAAAUAUUUUAUGACGAUUGGAUUGAAUUAUCCGAAAUGAAAUUAAAGUCCUUAAAUCUUUCGCACAAUCAGAUAACGCAUUUUAAAUUAAAACACAAUUUUACAAUGAGAUCAGACUUUUACAUUGACUUAACCAACAAUCAAAUAGAAGGAAUUGAAUUAUUUUCAUUAUCAUCAAUAAAAUUUUUGACAUUAUUUAAAAUGCAUAUAGAUGCAAGAGAUAAUCCUAUUAUUUGUGACUGUGUAAAUGAUAAAUUUUUACAGUUCACAAAGGGCAAUAUGGAAAAGAAAAUUUAUCAACAUUUAGAUAUAAAUACAAAUAAUUUAAAAUGCAAUGGACCAAAAAAACAUGAGGGGAAAAUAUUUUCUACUUUAACCAGUGAUCAUUUAUCGUGUGAGAUAACUAUUAAAACUUCUAAUGAUAAUAAAAAAUCAUGUACUCCAACUUAUUAUCUUGAAAAACAACUAUCAUUAAUAAAUUGUUCCAAUAUUGGUUUUACAAUGGUUCCGAGUAAUCUUGGAAUUAUUAUUACUUUUGAUAAUGAAUUGAAUUUUGAAAAUAAUAAUUUAGAACAUAUUCCCAUGUUUGGUAGUGAGGAAAUAAAAUUUAUUACGAAAUUAAUACUUUCUGGAAAUAAAAUUAAAAGUCUCUCUGGUAUUAAUGCGUAUGUGAAUCUUAAGAUUUUAGAACUUAAUAAUAAUGAAAUUCAAGACGUAAAUAAUAAUGACAUAGAGAUUUUGAACUCUUUAAAAAAACUCGUACGCAUUACUUUAAAUGGUAAUCCUUUGAAAUGUGGAUCAAAUUUUCAAAAACUUAAAAAUAUUAUUAAAAUUGAAGAUAGAUAUAAACUAACUUGUCGUAAUGAAUCACCAACAUUGAUUGAAAAAAAACAACUUUAUUCUGAAUCUGCGCAUCUUUUAUGUGCUUUACCUAGAGAUGAGGUGGAGAAAAUUUGGAUAAAUAGUUGUUCUAUCCAACCUGAUAGAAAAGUAUAAUACUAGUACAAUACCAGUACGUCGUACUUCUGAAAUAAACAAAUAAUACUCGUACUAUACAAGUAUAAUAGAGACGCAUGAUUAUGUUCUAAAAAUCAUUAGUUUUUCAUUUUUUCGUAUUUCAUUUGUCAUAAUUAUUAUUUUUGCGCCGAAUUUUUAUUUAUUCGAAUUAGUAUUUUACAGAAUUUUCAUUAAAACAAUUUUCUAUAUUAUAAAAUUUUUAUAUAACCAAAAAUUCACUUCACAAAAUUUUUAUUUAUUCGAAUAUUUAUUUGUUAGAAUUUUAUUUGCUCGAAUUUUAAUUUAACAUAAUAGGCAUUUUAAAGAAUUUUUAUUGGGUAGAAUUUCAUUGCAAAGAAUUUUCAUUUUAUUCUUUCAGAUGAAUUUUACAUUUGUUCGAAUUAUUAUUUGAUAUAAUUUCCAUAUAACCGAUUUUUCAUACUACAAAAUUUUUACUUAACCGAAAAAUCAUUUAAUAGAAUUUCUAUUUCAUAGAAUUUUCAUUUGUCCGAAAUUGCAAAUGGUUGAACAAACAAUCGAUUUUGGCGCGAUUUUAAAAAUCAAGUAAUCACAAUUUUAUGGAUAAUUUUUAAUUGAAUGAUUUUAAAAAUCGCGCCGAAAUCUUUCUGUCAAUUGUUUGUUCGGACAUUUGAAAUUUCGGACAAAUGAAAAUUCUAUCAAUUAGAAAUUCUGUUUAAUGAUUUUUCGGUUAAGUAAAAAUUUUGUUGUAUGAAAAAUCGGUUAUAUGGAAAUUAUAUCAAAUAAUAAUUCAAACAAAUGAAAAUUCAUCUGAAGGAAAAUUCAACACAGAAAAUUAAAAGGCAUUAAAAUAAGCUGCAACGCUUAUUAUUUUAAUCCAAUUUUGCUUAUUUUAAUUCAUUUUGGUAUUAAAAUAAGCAAAAUUGGAUUAAAAUAAUAAGCGUUGCUGCUUAUUUUAAUACCUUAUAAUUUUCUGUGAAUACAAUGAAAUUCUACCCAAUCAAAUUUUUUUAAAAUGCCUAUUAUGCUAAAAUGAAAAUUGGAGCAAAUAAAAAUUCGAACAAAUAAAAAUGCUGUGAAGUGAAUUUUCGGUUAUAUAAAAAUUCUGUAAUUACAGAAAAUCGUUUUGAUGAAAAUUCUACAAAAUACUAAUUCGAACAAAUAAAAAUUCGGCUCAAAAAUAAUGACAAAUGAAAUUUCAUAAAAUAAAAAUUCUAACUAUAAUGAUUUUUAGAACGUAAUUAUGUGUCCCGUAUAAUAAUGGUACGUCAAAGUGUCAAAAAAUGGCCUUUUUGGCACCUACAACUUUAAUCUCCAAAAAAACAAAAACCUGUGUGGCGAUAUGUAGGGGAGACCGGGGUUACUUGGCGCACUUUUUACUCUUUGUUGUGUAACUCACUCAUUUUUGCUUUUUUUAAAAAGUUAAUGUUUAGAAAACUUGUUGUAAUAUAUCAGCUUUAAUUUAAAAAAAAGAUAGUUAAAAUAUAUUUAAUACUUUUAUUUUUAUACCACUUUAUUUGAAGCUGUGCAAAGCGCGCCAAGCAACCCCGGCCCGGGGUUGCGUGGCGCAGGAGUGAAAUUAAAAUUAAAUUAUAUGAUUUAAAGUUUAAAUAAUAUAAGACUUAACAAAAUAAAUCUUGUACUGUAAUUUUACAAUAAAAUUAUUUUAAAUUUAAAAAUUAGAAAAUUUCAUUUAAAUUAAAUGAAAUCGUAAAAUUACCAAAAAAUAUAUAUUUUUUUGAUAAUAACGCUGUGAAUAUUUAAAAACCAUUAUUCGGUUAAAUUUUUUGAAUAGGAUUGUUAUUGGUGCUUAUUAAUGUGUAAAUUUCAUAUAAUCAACUUCAUUUUAUUAAUAUUUAACGAAAUUUUCAGAUAACCGCGCCACCUAACCCCGAAUGUACUUUUGAAAUAUGUAUUAAUUUUUUAUAAAAACUGUUAAUAUAAAUCAAAAAUUUUUUUUUGUUUCUUAAUAAAAAAUGUAUAGAGCUCAAAACUUGAGCUCUUCUAAAAUUAAUUUUUUAAAGAGAUAUCACAAAAAAAUGAAGAGGUUAAAAAAUUACUUUGGAGUGCCAAAAUCAGUUAUUUUAAUCUAUACUCCACGCAAUAAUUAAUGAAUAUUAAUGAAAUUUUGUACAAACUUACAGUUCAUCAAGUACUCUAAGCAGAAUAAAGAGAAAAAUUAAUGUAACUUAACACUUUUGAAUAAACUCAAGUGCGCCAAGCAACCCCUGCGCCAAACAGCCCCGGUCUCCUCUAUUAGAAAAUUUUGUGGAUAAAUUUUUUACCAUGUGAGCAUAGCAGUUUCAAAAGGAGAGCGAAUUUUUUAAAAAAAAAAUAAUGGUCAGAAUUUUUAUUUACACGAAUUGUUAUUUGAUAGAAUUUCUGAAACAGCGAAUUUUCAUUUGAUAGAAAUUACAGAUGGCCGAACAAACAAACGUCAGAAAGAUUUCGGCGCAAUUUUUAAAAUAGACCAAUCAGAAAUUAUUAAGAAAAUUGUGAUUGGUUUAUUUUAAAAUUAACGCCGAAAUCUUUCUGACGCUUGCUUGUUCGGCCAUUUGUAAUUUCUAUCAAAUGGAAAUUCUCUACUUUAGGAAUUCUAUCAAAUAACAAUUCGUGUAAAUAAAAAUUCUGACACAUGGAAAUUCAAUAGUUUAAAAACUCUGACAUUAUAAAAUUCGAAUCAUCUAAAAUUCUACUGAAUGCGAAUUUUGAUAAAUUAAAAUUGGUUUAAAUUGUAAUUCUAUAAAAUAAAAAGUUGGAUAACAAAAAAUUUGGUAAAAUAAAAAUUAUAUUAAAUUAAAAUUCGGUACCUAAAAACUAUGUUAAAUAAAAUUUCGUUUACAAAGAAAGUAAUUUAAAUACUAAUUCGAAAAAUGAAAAUUCGUCUAAAUAGAAAUUCUAUCAAAUGAAAUUCAUACAAAUGAAAAUUCUAGCUAAUGAUUUUUAUCAGAUAAUCAUGCACCACAUUUAAUCCAUAUCAGUACUGAAUUCACAGUUUUCCUAAAAGUAUCAAAUUGAGCCCAAAAAUUGCAUCAAAUCUUUGCAACGUUUUGAUGCACAUAAGUUAUAUCAAAAAAGAAAUCGUUUUGUGU